AUGUCAACGUCAACAUCCAUAUCACUGUCAAACGCACCAAGCACACCGAACAAUUAUCACAACCGAUAUACGAACACACCGACAACACAGACCAUACCUAGAAACGGACAGGGUCACGACCAUGCGAGUGUAAGGAAGAUGAUGGACAAGAGCACAGAUCACCCUUACCCUUCCACUUCAGUACCUGCUCCUGCUCCACCAGCCAAUAUAUCACGAUUACAACCACAUAACAACCAACAACAACAUACCUUGACCUCGGGUAACAAUAAAGGCCUUAGACCUUUAGGGAUGUCAUCAACAUCCACACUUAACAUUCCUUCAUCCUCAACCUCUCCUCAGAUAGGCGGCAAGUCUCCUCUGAUAGGCUCGUCGACUAAGCAAGGUAGAAGGAGAAGCAUGAUCAUCUCUUCCGAACCUGUCGAAGAGGUAGGCCGAGAAACACAAGAGCAGGAGCAAGAUGAUUCAUCGAAAAAUAGUAGUAGGAACAAGCUAAAGAGGUUAUCAUUAUGUUCUAGACCUUCUUUAGAACUCAUUGAUAACAACACCAACGUCAACACUCACAACAAUCCCAAUACGUCUACACCGGUCAUAUCGCCCAAUAUGACUUCACAGCCUUCCACGCCACUCGGUGGAGGUGGCAGUACGAGAAGACCCGACCGACGGAUGGGGGUGCGAGCAAGUAUAAGCUAUUCGCCUGCCAUUCCACCCAAGACGGCUGAGAGGAAAGUUUUUGGAAGAGGUGAUGGAUGGGGGAUGGAAGAGGAUUUCAGUGUGGAUGGUGACGCACAUGGAGAGAGGGAGGAUGGGAGUGAGAUUGAGCUCGAGAACGUAAAUAGGAGAGAGGGACAUAGGUUUACGGGUGUACAGACGUUGGCUGAAAAACACGCUGAUCUACUCACCCACAUCGCACAGAGGGAAAGAAGGGUAGCAGAGCUGAAGCAGGAACUGCUCACACAGGAGAAUGCCCUUGCUCAACUGAAAUCCCGUUGGACAACCAUCGUCUCUCGAUCUGCCUUAUCGCCUACUCAACCGGAACCGAUCUAUCAGACUCACCACACCCCUCCCUCUAGACCAUCUCAGUCUCAGUCAAACCGUCGUCGACCAGUCAGUAUGAUCUCCACUUCGACCUCUACAUCAUCGGCCUCCUCUCUAUCACUCGCAACUAUCGACGAGCCCAUGCCUCUUUCUGCCUCAGCAUUGAUCUCAUCUACGGGCGGAUUGAGUAAUACCGGAGCAGCGGUACUCAGUGGGCUGAUCAGUCAAACGGAAGGGUACCUCGGUCCAGAGGUCGUGCAAGGUGGGAAGCGGUUUUUGGGUAACUUGUGGAAGACUGUCGGCGCAGCUGCGGGAGGUACGGUUCCUCUCACCCAUCAAGAGCCAGUGAUUAGGGAAUCAACUGGAAAUAUAACUCCGGAUGGACGAGUGGAGGAAGAAGAGAUGCCGAAGAGAGAGGAUGGAACGGAAUGGAAUCACCUGAGUUCAAAGUUGGAUCUUGCAAACCUGCAGAAACUCAUCAUUCCCUGGGACACGAACACCAACGUCUCCUCCCUUCGCAACGUCCACCAUCGUCCUUCACCACCUGCAACAGUCGGACUGGGAUUCGAUUUGAACAUCAAACCCAGUUCCACCAUCUCGACUUCUCAAGUAUCACCCAAAUUACUUCCUGAGCGCAUAUCAGCGGACUUGCUAGAUGGUUCGGCGUCAAUAUCAACGUCGAACAGUAUGAUCAUGGGUCUUGACGAUAAUGUAGGAGAUCUAGGUAAAGCCCUUACACCUUCCAAACCUAAACCUAGAUCUACCAACAAGAAGAUCGCCUCUACUGCUUCCUCAUCGACAACGUCGGAUGACGGCUGGGAUUGGUGA
Molecule: messenger RNA, 1863 nt
Organism: Kwoniella mangroviensis CBS 8507
Lineage: Eukaryota; Fungi; Basidiomycota; Tremellomycetes; Tremellales; Cryptococcaceae
Exons: 5
Coding region: 1-1863 (620 amino acids)
Source: RefSeq, a predicted model, not a curated record